This is a messenger RNA of Peronospora matthiolae, 990 nucleotides long. NCBI's taxonomy places the organism in Eukaryota, Oomycota, Peronosporomycetes, Peronosporales, Peronosporaceae. The record is from the annotation of a GenBank genome assembly.
AUGGAGAUCAAGAACGACCGUAAGACGGGAAUGGUGACUGUACAACAAACCAAGUUUCUCAAGUCCGUGUUAACCAAGUUCGGAAUGGAUAACAGCAAGCCAGUGAAGACGCCUCAAGAUCCCGGCCUGAAGCUAACCAAGAACAUGUGUGAACAAGAAUGCAAGCACGAAGACACCAUGUGCAACGUGCCAUAUCGAAGUGCUGUCGGAGGCAUCAUGUAUCUCAUGGUCGCCACACGUCCGGAUCUAGCUGCUGCAGUGGGAUCAUUAUCCCAGUUCUCGUCCGACCCAUGCCCGACUCACUGGCAAGCUUUGAAGCGUGUGCUGAGAUACCUGCAAGCAACGCCCAAUCAUGGUCUUGAGUUUACACGUGAAGAAGGAAGCCGUAUCUGCGGGUACACCGACGCAGACUGGGCCGGCGACAUUGAGUCAAGACGAAGUACAAGCGGCUAUGUGUUCAUGAUGAGCGGAGGAUGCAUCAGCUGGAAAAGCCAGAAACAACGGACGGUCGCGCUAUCUUCAACAGAAGCAGAAUACAUGGCGCUUUCCGAAGCAACCAAAGAAGCAGUAUGGCUCAAAGUGCUUUUGGGGGAACUUGGUGAGAUGACAAGCGACGAAGCGAUCAAGAUGUAUGAAGACAACCAAGGAUCAAUCGCUCUCGCCAAGAACCCGGAGUUCCAUAAGAGAACGAAACACAUCGACAUACGCUACCAUUUUGUGCGUGAGAAGGUGGAAUCAGGUGAAGUCGUUUUGGAGUAUUGCCCGACUCAAGAUAUGCUGGCAGACAUGAUGACCAAGCCGAUCGCCGCUGUACAAUUUGAAAACAUUCGCGAUCGACUUGGGAUCCAAGGUGCCGCAGCUAACGAGUCGAGAGGGAGUGUUGAAAAGACAGCGGCUGUGAAGAAGACACCUCGUCAAGCUGCGUCAAGUGUUGAAGCAAGUGGAAGACCAAGCUUCGCUAUACCGGUGGGUACCGGUAUGUACCAGUAA